AUGUCUACCUUACUUCUCAACCUGGAUUUUGGGGAACCUCCUCCUAAAAAGGCCUUACAGGGGAAUUCCAAGCACCAAAGUUUUGUUAAGAAGCGGCGACUUUUGGAACGGAGAGGUUUGCUGAAUAAGAAGAAGCAGCCCCCUAGCAAGAUGUCUAGGUUGCACUCAGACCCUCCAAAAAAAGAGGAGACUUCUAAGGUAGAUCGCACUGGGAGGGCCCAUCACCUCCCCAAAAGGAAAGAGACAGCUGCCUCCAGCAGUGGGUCAGAGCAGUCCUUGAGUAAGAAAGUUGCAGUGCCUUGGCUGACCCCUGCCUCUUCACAGAAGGGUCUUUCUCUUGCGGCGAAAGUAGAUUUGCUGGGAGAAUUCCAGAGUGCCCUUCCAAAGAUUAAGAGCCAGCCAGCUUGCUCCAAGAAUAAACGUCCCCAGAAGAACCCUGCUCAGAAGAAUGCCUCACAGAACUCCACUCAUGCUCACUCUGAAAAUAGCUCAGGACUAUCUCAGGAGAUUCCAAGGAAGAUGGUGGCAGUUGACUGUGAAAUGGUGGGCACAGGGCCCAAGGGGCAUGUCAGUUCCUUGGCUAGAUGUAGCAUUGUCAACUACAAUGGUGAUGUGCUAUAUGAUGAGUACAUCCUUCCCCCGUGUCACAUUGUGGACUACCGAACCAGAUGGAGUGGCAUCCGGAAGCAGCACAUGGUGAAUGCUACACCCUUCAAGGUUGCUCGGAGCCAGAUCUUGAAGAUACUCACAGGCAAGAUAGUGGUGGGUCAUGCCAUCCACAAUGACUUCAAAGCCCUUCAGUACUUUCACCCCAAGUCCCUCACCCGUGACACCUCCCAUAUCCCCCUCCUCAACCGGAAAGCUGAGUGUCCAGAGAAUGCUACCGUAUCUCUGAAGCGUCUUACCCAGAAGCUGCUGAACCGGGACAUUCAGGUUGGGAAAAGCGGACAUUCCUCUGUGGAAGACGCCCAGGCCACCAUGGAGCUGUAUAAGUUGGUUGAAGUUGAAUGGGAACAGCACCUGGCCCAGAAUCCUCCAAAAGACUAG
This is a messenger RNA of Chrysochloris asiatica (Cape golden mole), 1047 nucleotides long. It is a transcript of the gene ISG20L2, whose product is annotated as interferon stimulated exonuclease gene 20kDa-like 2. Bases 1 to 1047 code for a protein of 348 amino acids. Gene Ontology annotation, cellular component: nucleus. Gene Ontology annotation, biological process: intrinsic apoptotic signaling pathway in response to DNA damage by p53 class mediator. Lineage: Eukaryota; Metazoa; Chordata; Mammalia; Afrosoricida; Chrysochloridae. Gene Ontology annotation, molecular function: 3'-5'-RNA exonuclease activity; nucleic acid binding. The record is from RefSeq and is a predicted model, not a curated record. The transcript is spliced from 3 exons.